CAGUUCAUGGAGACAAUGUACAAUGCCUUUUGGGACCAUCUGAAAGAACAGUUAUCAAGUACUCCCCCUGACUUCACUUGUGCUCUUGAACUUUUAGAAAAGGUUAAAGGAAUCUUGCUAUCACUGCUGUUACCACGCCAGAAUCGCCUAAAAAAUGAGAUUGAAGAAGCUCUGGACACGGAUCUUCUCAAGCAGGAAGCAGAGCAUGGGGCCCUGGAUGUUCCUCAUCUCUCUAACUACAUUCUUAAUUUGAUGACACUGCUGUGUGCUCCAGUUCGAGAUGAAGAAGUGCAAAAAUUAGAGAACAUAACAGAUCCCGUGCAUUUACUGAAGGGUAUCUUCCAUGUUCUGGGCCUGAUGAAAAUGGACAUGGUGAACUACACUAUCCGGAGCCUUCGACCCUACCUGCAGGAACAUUCCAUUGAGUAUGAGCGAGCUAAAUUCCAGGAACUCCUCAACAAACAACCCAAUCUCCUUGAUUACACUACCAAGUGGCUAACCAAAGCAGCAACAGACCUCACCACCCCUCCUCCAAGAUCAUCUGACCCUCCCAGCUCCUCCAGCAUGGCCAGUUCACCUCCAAAUUGGGAAGCUAAUAGCUUAGAGCCCCCCAGUCCCACAAUGGUGCUAUACCAAGGUUAUCUGAACCUGCUUCUCUGGGAUCCUGAAAAUGAAGAGUUCCCUGAGACUCUGCUGAUGGACAGAAAUCGGCUGCAAGAGAUUGAGUCCCGGUUGAACCAGUUAACCAUCCUGGCUUCUGUCUUGCUAGUGGCCAGAAGUUUCUCUGGCAAUGUUUUAUUUAGUUCACCUAAGUUUGUGGAUAAACUGAAAUGCAUCACUAAGGCCCUGACUGAGGAAUUCAACUCUAGGCCUGAAGAGGUUAUGCUGAGUGUGAGUGAGCAGGUGUCUCAGGAAAUCCAUCAAGGCCUCAAGGACAAGGGCCUCACUGCUCUGAAUAGUGACAACGCAGCAUCUCUUAGAGGCCAACUCCAGAACAUCGCCAAGAAAGACAACUGUGUUCGUACCAUCAUUGAUCAGCGGAUCCGAUUGUUUCUCAAAUGCUCUUUGAUUCGUGGAAUGCAAGAGUCUUUGCUAGACUUCCCUGGAGGCCUUAUUCUCAUCGAGGGGGAGUUGGCAGAGCUGGGAUGGAAGUUCGUUAAUCUGAUGCAUCACAAUCAGCAGGUAUUCGGCCCCCACUAUGCUGAGAUCUUAAAAAAUAUCAUCCCUCCAGCUCAGACACAAGAAACAGAAGUGUAG
Messenger RNA from Trichechus manatus latirostris (Florida manatee), 1257 nucleotides. RefSeq names its product T-complex protein 11 X-linked protein 2 (gene TCP11X2). Bases 7 to 1257 code for a protein of 416 amino acids. NCBI's taxonomy places the organism in Eukaryota, Metazoa, Chordata, Mammalia, Sirenia, Trichechidae. The record is from RefSeq and is a predicted model, not a curated record. Gene Ontology annotation, cellular component: acrosomal vesicle; sperm flagellum. Gene Ontology annotation, biological process: regulation of sperm capacitation. The transcript is spliced from 7 exons.